Molecule: messenger RNA, 720 nt
Organism: Acanthoscelides obtectus
Lineage: Eukaryota; Metazoa; Arthropoda; Insecta; Coleoptera; Chrysomelidae
Source: the annotation of a GenBank genome assembly
AUGUCCCUGACGUUCGCAAAGAAACUGAUAGAUUUACGUAUCCAAACGACAAUGGAUUUCCCUGAAAUAAAACCAGGUGCAUUUUAUGGGCGUAAAAGGGUUGAAGUUCAGUUUAUUCGCGGUAUUCCAUCUGACAGCGAGGAUUCGGAACUAUCAGAUGACGAGGAUCAAGGUGAGAUAAAAAAUAGGAGACACUGGGCUGCUGGUACUAGGAUACCUCAAAUUGCAGAUGUGAUGCCUAUCAAUAGGUUUGAAGAGCUUAAACGCUUCAUUCAUUUUUCGGAUAAUAAUUCUGCUACUAAAAAUACAGAUAAAAUCGAGCCAGUCCUAAAUCAGAUAAGAACUGCUUGCCAAAAAAUUCCGUUCGAGGAGCACUUAUCUUGCGAUGAACAAAUAAUUCCCUUUAAGGGAAGAAUUUCACUGAGAACUUACAAUCCAAAAAAACCGCACAAGUGGGGCUACAAAAUGUAUAUAUUGUCUGGAGUGUCUGGAUUCACCUCAAACUUUGAGCUUUGUAGUAAUAAAGCAGAUCUGACUUUAGUGCCAGGAGAACCAAAUCUUGGAGCUGCUAGUAACAUUAUUGUACGUUUGUGUAGACCCAUUCCUCGAGACAUGAACCACAAAGUAUACUAUGAUAACUAUUUUUCCAGCUUAUACUUGUUGGCUUAUUUACAAAAGCUAGGAAUACAAAGUGUUGCAACAUUAGAUCAAAUCGCCUAA